Molecule: messenger RNA, 534 nt
Organism: Jatropha curcas
Lineage: Eukaryota; Viridiplantae; Streptophyta; Magnoliopsida; Malpighiales; Euphorbiaceae
Source: RefSeq, a predicted model, not a curated record
AUAGAGUCAAAUAAGCUGAAGACGGCAAGAGCCUACGCAAAGUGCAGGCAGCCAAGACAUGAUUAAGCCCACCUUCAUCCUCCUUCUUUUCUUGUUUGUGAACCUCAACCAUGGAAGAGAGCUGCCGGAGGACUACUGGAAGAGCAUAAUGAAAGAAGAGCGAAUGCCGGAAGCGAUUAGAGAUCUUCUUGUUGAAGGUCCAGAGGCUUCUCAACCUGCAGGGGCUAAAAGAAUAAAGCAUUUUGUUAAGGAUUUUGACACAAGGUCUAUUGCUGUUAUAUAUCGGAAGCUUAGCGAGCCAGAGAAAAUAACAACUGAGGAUUAUAAGAAGAAAGGAGAUGAAUAUUCCUUUGUUGAGCUUAACAAGCCUGAGAUGGAAUUUCAUACAUAUCAUAGGGAUCAUAAACUGAAGAUUUGAAAAUAUAUACAUAUAUGCAUGAAUUAUUAAUUUGUAGAAUACUAGUUAAGUAUCCUUGUUUUAGUGUUUUCUUUUUCUAUAUUUUGAUAAAUUUCUUUUCCUUGUCUUUUCUUUAA